Messenger RNA from Mesorhabditis belari, 2604 nucleotides. The record is from the annotation of a GenBank genome assembly. NCBI's taxonomy places the organism in Eukaryota, Metazoa, Nematoda, Chromadorea, Rhabditida, Rhabditidae.
AUGCGUACAUACCAGAAACCAAUAAUGUUUCCAUUUUUAGAGGACUCUACCCUCGUUCGUGGACGGAAUACAAAGUGCCCUCGUGCAAUCUCUCGGUCACAUUGCGACAAGUUAAUCCCGUCUUUCCGAACAACUACAAGGAAACUUCAUUCCCCACAACCGCGUUUAUUUUCGAUGUUGACAAUAGAAGUAAUGUUGAAUAUGAGGUAUCAAUUGCUUUUGUGUUUCGCAACGGAACGGGUAAAAGAAGAUCGGAUCUUGCUGCCGGUUGCACAGCGGAAAACUUUGAGGAAAAUGAUAUUGCGGGUGUCGCUUUGCAACACAAGAUCGAUAAUGACGUACGGGUUGGCAACACGAGUUAAAUCUGAUCAAAUCACUUCAUUGUGUCGUUCCUUUGACCCUUGUGGAAAUGGGUUGACGUUGUGGCAACAUCUUGCUGAGACUGGAAAUCUGCCUGGUGAAGCCGAUCUUCCGUAUCCGGCUCGUCUGGGUGUUGGUGUUUGUGUAAAAGGAGUCGUGCCACCAAAAAGCACUCGCUCGGAUUGGGCCGAAUUCUCGUUAGCUUGGGACAUGCCGAAGGUGAAACUCGGCGAUGGAAGACGAGAAUACAAAAGGCGAUACACCCGAUUCUUCGAUUCAUUGGAGGGACUCGCGGCGAAAUUCGAAGAUCAACGAGUGAGAGGAACCGUUUUUGAGACAUUCAUAUUUGCCCGAAUGGUACAAAGCCGCGCUUUUCAACGAGCUCUACUACAUGACCGACGGUGGCUCAGUGUGGUUCGAGAACCUCAUCUUUCUCCUUACACGCAAGCGUUGAUGAAAAGGCAUGGUCGUUUUGGGUAUCUUGAAUCAUGGGAAUAUCGAAUGGUGACCACCUAUGAUGUGCAUUUUUAUGCUUCUUAUGCGAUCGCCUCUCUCUGGCCGGAUUUGGAGUUUUUUGGACCAUUCAAGCGGAAUUCACUGAUCAAAGCCCGCGUACCACAUGAUUUAGGAAAUCCAGCGCAAGAUCCCUGGUUGUUGACGAACGCCUAUGUGAUGCACGACACUGGAAAAUGGAAAGAUCUCAACUUGAAAUUCGUGCUCACUUCAUGGCAUCAUGUCUACCCGGUUGUUAAGUUGCUGAUCAACGAUGCGCUUGAUUGUUGGGAUCAAGACCGUGAUGGAAUGAUCGAGAACUUCGGGAAAGCCGAUCAAACACAUGAUGCAUGGCAGAUGGAGGGCGUCAGUGCUUAUUGUGGAUCGCUUUGGUUGGGCGCUUUGAGGGUGGCGGUGGCGAUGGCUGAAGAAUGUGGCGAUAUUGAAAGCUCGAUUCGAUACCAUCAAACACUUGUCAAAGCUAAGCAAGUGUUUAUCGACAAGCUUUGGAACGGAGCCUAUUUCAACUUUUGCGAGCGCUCAAAGAGUCGUGAUUCGGUAAUGGCUGAUCAAUUGUGCGGGAUCUGGUUUUUACAAAGUUGCUCACCGGAAAUGGCUGCUGAGUUGGUUCCUACUGAGAAAGUGUCGAAAGCUUUGGCGACGAUCUACGAGUUGAACGUGUGCAAAUUUGGUGAUGGGAAGAUGGGCGCCGUGAAUGGAAUGAGACCCGAUGGGACUUUGGAUCGAGCGUACAUACAGGCCGAUGAAAUGUGGACUGGUGUCACGUAUGCGGCUGCUGCUUUUAUGAUUCAACAGGGAGAACUUCAACGGGGCUUCGACACAGCUUUUGGCAGUUAUGACUCGUGUUUUGAGCGCUUCGAGCUACAAUUUCAAACUCCCGAGGCCAUCUACGAGAAGAAAUUCUAUUGCGCGAUCGGCUACAUGAGACCACUAUCUAUUUGGGCGAUGCAAUGCGCACUUGAGCGUUUCUACAAAUUUGGCAAAAUCGAUAAGCACUCGAGUAUUCAGGGACUUCAGCCAACAACGCCCGCGAUUCCCAGCCCGUGCCCAUCGGCGAACGAUCGUUCACUCGUGGAUAGCCAAUCGGAGGGAUAUUGCAGCGAGAAGCGAGACGAAUCGAAUCAGGUACUUGUCGACUCCGAUCUUUCGACAUCGAAUGGAAGGUACUCUCGAGAAUAUUGCGAUUUACGCUUCAUAAAAGUUGGCAAUCUCAAAGGAAUUAGUCGAAGAACGAUUGAAAUUUUUGAUAUCAGUACAAGAAGGAAUGUAAUAGCAGAGAUGGGAAACAAUGACAAAUCACGUAUCAUCCUCACCAUGUCGGCAGCCGUUGCCUUGGCUCUGGAGAAGAUUGAGAUCCUUAAAGCGUUUUCUGAUGAGACACCAGACAAGGAAGUUGAGAAAGACGUUGAACAGAAGUCGGAGAAGUUGAAUUAUGAAACCAGGCGCUAUUAUUUGGAUCUCAAGCAAAACGUUUCUUGCGAAUUGCGCAAACCGAAAAGGGCGAUCUCUUACAACGUUUGCAUGUCUCGAAGUCAGAUGGUGAUUCCCGGAGAGGAGGCUAAACGGUUUCGCGGUGAAGGCGGCAAGAUGUUCUACUCGCUUGAUUUAUUAUUGCAAAACAGUGAAGCAAGCUUCCGCACCUCGAUCACCGUUCGAUUUAUUCGUUGGCGAAAUUCCGAGGGGCUCAGCAAGAUCAUCGACGGCUUUGAAAAAGUUGAUGGAACUGCAGAA